AUGGGAGAAUACAUCGAGCCCAGCUCGACUGCUUGGGUCACUGAAGAAAUCACAAAGCCAGGUGAUGCUGCUUGGUCCGAUCCUAUUACCCUGCCGAAUUUCACAGACGCCAGUCACGAGGAAGUCCUAGUUUUAGCCUGGACUCUUCUUCUUUUUCGUGAUACCGUGCACAAUGAAGAUGGGGGAUUUUCUUGGACUUCAGGGGCCGAUACCCUUGGAAGUCUUCUCGCAGAUGUCAUUGAGAGCGAGAACACUCCGCUGAAAGAGGCUUUGAGAAAUAUUCAAAAUCUGAGUCGAUCCGAGAAAAUCGAAAACGAUAGAAUAUUGCUUAAAAAUGCCAGCCCUGGGAAACAAAGCGAAUUUUCGCUAGAAGCAAAGUUGUCGCAAAACGACCUGCGUUUGCGCGGAGCUCCUCAAUCGCCGACAGCCACACAGCCAGUCCAAGUGUUUCUGCCCCAAGUCCUCGCCGAUAUCUUAUCUUCAAUCGCAAACAGCCUCGAUCAGACAGUUGCCCAGGCUACUCGCAUCGGAAGGUCGGAGCUGUCACAACUAUGGCAAUGGAAUGGUCCCAUGCCACCCACUAUCGAUCGCUGCAUUCAGGAUGUGAUUAGUGCGAAAGCCCAGGCUCAGCCAGAUCGUCCGGCUGUCGUUUCCUGGGACGGGGAAAUGUCAUACGCACCGCUGGAUGAUAUGUCCACAAACCUGGCUAGUCACCUAGUCACCCUCGGGCUGAAAAUCGGACAAGCUGUGCCUCUUUGUUUCGAAAAAUCGAUGUGGACAAUUGUCGGUGUCCUGGCAGUGAUGAAAGCCGGUGGCGCACUGGUCCUGAUGGACCCCAGCCAGCCCGAGGGACGACUGGCAACAAUUGCAAACGAAGUCGAUGCGGAUUUGAUUUUAACGUCUGAGUUGCAGGCUGAUCUUGGUCAGCGCAUUGUUCCAGGAGGAAAGCAGGUGAUCGUUGGACCGAGCAUUGCUCAUGAAGAAUUCAAGGCAUCGCCCACACCUUUGCCUGAAGUUCCAGCCUCAUCCACCCUCUAUAUUCAGUUCACAUCCGGCAGUACUGGAAAGCCCAAAGGUGUUCUGAUAUCUCACUCCAACUACACCAGCGGCGCUAUUCCACGCGCUGCGGCUGUGGGAUAUGGAGCGCAUUCUCGAGUCCUUGACUUCCCUUCAUACGCAUUCGACGUGAGCGUUGAUUGUAUGCUGUGCACACUGGCCAAUGGGGGAUGCAUCUGUGUUCCCUCGGAAGAUCAGCGUGUCAACGAUCUCAGUGGUGCUAUUCGCAGCAUGAGUGUGAACAUGGCUCAUAUGACUCCAUCUGUCGCGCGAGUUCUAGCCCCUGAUAUCAUGCCCUCGCUGGAGGUUAUUGGGCUUGGAGGCGAGGCAAUCACUGCCAGUGACGCGGCCGAGUGGGGUAGGCAAACAAAGAUUGUCAUCGCUUAUGGUCCAUCCGAGUGCACAGUCGGGUGUACUAUCAACAACAAGAUUCCCGAGGGAAUGUCCUACACCAGCAUCGGCAAGGGCGUUGGUGGAACAACUUGGGUCGUGGAUCCAUCCAACCACAAUCGUUUGUUGCCCAUAGGUGCUGUUGGAGAGCUACUCGUUGAAGGCCCUGUAGUGGGGAACGGAUAUCUCAACAAUCCCGAAAAGACGGCCGAAGUCUUCAUUGAGAAUCCGACCUGGUUGCUCGAGGGCGGAGGGGACUUUGCAGGUCGCAACGGACGUCUGUAUAAAACAGGUGAUCUAGUGCGGUAUGACCCCGAUGGAUCAGGAAACAUCGUUUUUGUCGGUCGCGCAGAUCAACAGGUGAAACUGCGCGGCCAGCGCGUGGAGCUCGGAGAGAUCGAGUAUCACGUCCGCAACUACCUCCCCGCUGGAGUGAGUGCAGCAGCUGAAGUUGUUCUCCCCGGAGGAUCAAAGGCCGAUGCCACACUGGUUGUUUUUGUUGCAGAGGACAAAAGCGAAAAGACUGGAACAGUCUGUCAGAUUACUUCAUUCUCAAAUCAGCUUCAAACCCUCCUCGCUGGUAUUGAUGAGGUCCUCGCCAAAAACUUGCCUCGGUACAUGCUUCCCACAGCAUACAUUCCACUUGACCAGAUGCCGCUCAUGGUGUCUCUCAAGACAGACCGAAAGCAGCUCCGCGCCCUUGGAAUCAGUUUGAGCCGACGUCAGAUGGCGGAGCUGAAGUCUUCCACGAUAGCCAAAAUCCAACCGAGGACAGAGAAGGAGAAGAAACUCCAUGGAUUGUGGUCGAAGAUCUUUGGAGAUGAUGUGGAAAUUGGAGUUAACGACCACUUCUUCAGUCUCGGUGGAGACUCGCUCAAGGCUAUGAGACUUGUUGCGGUUGCACGGGAGCAGCUCAUUGUGAUUCAAGUCACUGAUGUCUUCCAAUCCCCGGUUCUGGAGCAAAUGGCGCUGGCAAUGAAAGAGAUGGACAGCAACGUCGUACUUGAAGUUCCACCAUUUUCAUUGCUUCCCACUGGGUGGGAGGCUGAUGCAGCCCGAGUUGAAGUCGCAUCUCUAAGUGGCUUGGACACUUCAAAUGUGGAAGAUGUGUAUCCCUGCACACCUUUGCAAGAAGCUCUCAUGGCAUUGUCGGCCAAGUUCAUGGAUGCGUACGUCGCUCAAAGAGUCAUUGAACUCCCAGAUGCAGAGUCUGCAAUCAAAUUGCGUACCGCAUUCGAAAUUGUAUCGGCUCAAUCGGCCAUUCUUCGCACGAGAAUUGUCCAAGUUCCUCGCCGAGGUCUGAUGCAGAUCGUGGUGCGAAGCAAUGUCCCCUGGUUGGAGAGCUCCAACUUGGAGAACUAUUUGCGCGAUGAUACGCUCAAAGGAAUGUCGCUGGGCACCGAACUCUGUCGAUUCGGUAUUGUGAACGAUAUCGUGACCGGCAAAAGCCACAUCGUUCUCAGCAUUCACCAUGCCCUUUACGAUGGCUGGUCUAUGCCACUGAUUGUCGAAUGCGUCAAUCGUGCCUACCGGGGUCAGAGUAUUGGAGCGCCCGCGCCAUUCAAGACCUUCAUCAAAUGGCUCGGCAACGCCGAUCGCUCUUCGUCUGAGAGAUACUGGACAGAGCAGCUGCAAGGGGCAACGGCCCUGCAGUUCCCUGUGCUUCCAUGGGCUGGCUACCAAGCUCGAGCCGAUUCUCUGUUAGAGCACUAUGUCAAUCUACCACAUGCCUCCUCCAAAUCAACAACCAGCAUUGCCACGGCCAUUCGCGGGGCGUGGGCUCUUGUGGCUGCGGAGUACACCUCCUCUGAUGAUGUCGUCUUCGGAGAGACUAUGACCGGUCGCACGGCGCCCGUGGCAGCAGUAGAGGAGAUCGAAGGUCCCAUGAUCACCACUGUUCCAGUUCGAGUUUGCAUUGAUCGAAAGUCUCGGGCAUCAACAUAUCUUCAGAAUAUCCAUGAUCAGACGGUGCAUCGAAUCCCUCAUGAGCACAUGGGCUUGCAGCAUAUUCGACGUUUAACUCCAGAUGCUCGCGAGGCCUGUGAGUUGCGCACCGGCAUUGUGAUUCAUCCGACUAUUGAGGAGAAUGCGGUCUCCGAGGAGGAACAACCAGCCACCGCAUUUGUCCCUACCAGUGAGGCGGAGGCUGCUCGAGAGGCGUUGAAGUUCAACUCAUACUCUCUCAUGCUUGUGUUUACCGUUGAUAAAAAUGGAUUCCUGAUCAUGGCAAGCUUCGAUUCAAAAACGGUUGAUGAGCCUCAGAUGAAGCAGGUUCUUCAUCGGUUUGACCAGCUGGUGCAGAAGAUGCUUGAAGAUCCUGCUCAGAAGAUACAGAAAAUUUACGACUCUGCGGCUGAAGAAGAUAUCUCAGAGCAGACUCGUCUUUCUGCCAUCGGCCCAGCAAGCCUGCCCUCAGAUGGUAUGUACGCCACUGUCACAGCAACUUGGAUCGCGGAUCCACUUGACAAAAACCAUCUUGUCCCUGUCGGUGGUGUCGGAGAGUUGAUGGUUGAGAGCGAAAGUGAGCUGGCGACUUGGGAUCUCAUCACUAGUCCUCCGUGGCACACCCGGCCAGGCAAAUUAUUUGCAACAAGUCAACUAGCGAAGUUCACCAGUGAGGGCUCACUCAUUGUCAUCCGUGCAAAGCACGCACAGCUUGACCAACAACAGGCCAAACCCAAGAUGGGGAGUCCAGAGAAAUCUAUCACGACUAUUGCUCAGAGAAAGCUGCAGCACUUGUGGUCGCAAGUCUUGGAUAUUCCUGCACAAGAUAUUCUUCUGGAUGACAGCUUCUUCGACCUGGGUGGUGACUCCAUCCGUGCCAUGAAGCUAGUCUCCGAGGCUCGGGCAGAUGGUCUUCAAUUAACAGUAACCACAAUUUUCGAUCACAGGUCCCUGUUUGACAUGGCUGAAAAUGCAGUUGAGGCCCAGCCUCCCACAGUCUCAUCUCAGAGUUAUUCCAAGUUUAGUUCGCUUGGUGUGACAGAUCCCGAGGGCUUUAUCGCGGAGCUCCAGCCGAUGCUCGAACGACCUGAAUGGAAGAUCAUUGAUGCCUAUCCCAGUCGUCCGCUGCAGGAGAUUGCCGUUCAGGGAACCGUUCAGCUCCCCCGAUUCUCGACAAGAUAUGAAGUGUUCUAUAUGGAUAGCGUCAUUGAUCGCAGCCAGCUUUUCCAGAGCUGCCAGGAACUAGUCGCGAGAAAUGAAAUACUUCGAACUGUCUUUGUGGAGCACAAUGAUAUCUCGGUCGGCGCCGUGGUUGAAUCUCUCGCCUGUGAGGUCACGGAGUACGAGAUCGAGACAGAUGUGGAAGAAUUCAGCCGCAAGGUCUGUGAUGUGGAUGUGCAAUCGCGCAUACCACUGGGGUCACGGUUCUUGAAGUUCUUCUUCGUCCAGCAUGUUGAUGGGCCUAGCAGUCUGAUCAUGCGAAUCUCGCACGCCCAAUAUGAUGAAAUAUGUCUCCCAAUUUUGCUGCAACAGCUGUCGGCUCUUUACGAAGGACGACCGGUGCCAAAAAGCUUGCCUUUCUCAUCAUAUGUCAACCAUGUCACUCAGACCAAUGUGCCCGCCAGCAUCCCCUAUUGGACAGAUCUCCUUCGGGGAUCAUCCAUGACACGGAUCCAGCCUGAUAUUCCCAUUGUUGAUGGAGCCCAUUUCGCCAUUUCCAAGGAUGUUAAUAUCGCGGCUCGUCCACGCGACAUCACGGUCGCGACUCUGCCCACCGCUGCUUGGGCACUGUGCCUGGCCCGACGCUUAUCCCUUGAUGACGUCACAUUCGGUGAAGUGGUGAGUGGUCGCAACAUCGACCUGCCCAAUGGAGAUGCCAUUGUAGGACCAUCAUGGCAAUAUGUCCCAGUGCGAGUGAAGUUCAACAAUGAGUGGCGCGUCUCGGACCUGCUGCAAGCCGUCCAGCGUCAGCAUCUUGAAAGUGCACAGUUCGAGGGGAUUGGCCUCAAAGAAGUUGUCAAGCAUUGUACCGACUGGCCAGAGUCGGUUGAUUGGUUUGAUUCCGUCGUGCACCAGGACGUGGAGCAUGUCGAAGAUCUGUCCUUCAUGGCGGCCAGUAGUCGCAUGCAAACUAUUUACCCUCACUUUGAGCCUCUGCGUGAGAUCAAGGUGCAAGCAUUCCCCAAGGGGGAUAAAUUAUGCAUCGAGAUAGUCACAGUCGAGUCUUGGUCAGAGUUUGCAAAGGUGAUGCUUGACGAGAUUGUUGGCAUCGUGGGUCAACUGGUGAAUCAGGUUGAUACUCAAGUACUUUGA
Penicillium salamii is the source of this 5703-nucleotide messenger RNA. The record is from the annotation of a GenBank genome assembly. Lineage: Eukaryota; Fungi; Ascomycota; Eurotiomycetes; Eurotiales; Aspergillaceae.